Molecule: messenger RNA, 1488 nt
Organism: Alternaria triticimaculans
Lineage: Eukaryota; Fungi; Ascomycota; Dothideomycetes; Pleosporales; Pleosporaceae
Exons: 3
Coding region: 1-1488 (495 amino acids)
Biological process (GO): cell migration; establishment of mitotic spindle orientation; vesicle transport along microtubule
Cellular component (GO): centrosome; kinesin complex; kinetochore
Molecular function (GO): microtubule binding
Source: RefSeq, a predicted model, not a curated record
AUGACGACCACCGGAGCGCAGUCUUCGCCGAGCCGGGGAGGAUGGAGCAGCAUCGAGGAGGAGCUGGCUUACUACAAGUCUCAGUACGAGACGCUGGAGAUGGAGCUGCAGGAGUUUCAGGCAUCAAGCAAGGAACUCGAGGCCGAGCUCGAGCGCGACGUCGAGGAGAGCGAGAAGCGGGAGCGCAAGCUGCAGGAAAAGGCAGAGAAGCUGGGGUUUGAGGUUGAGGAAUGGAAAACAAAGUAUAAGCAGAGCAAGGCCGAGGCCAACAAUGCGCAGAACACCCUCCAGAAAGAGAUCACCACGAUGCGCGAAAGCCAGCGCGCCCUCCAGAUGCGACUCCGCGACAUCGAAGUACAAAGCGACGAUUUCGAGCGCCAGGCACGCCACCAGACAUCAUCACUCGAGGAUGUGGAAUCCAAGUACAACGUGGCUAUCGAGCGCAGCGUCAUGCUGGAAGAAGAGAUCAAGAUCGGAGAGCAGGAGCGAGAAGCACUGCGGAUAGAAACACAGCGCCUUAGGGACGAGCUGUCAGACCUGCGGGUAGAGGCGGAAAUCACGCAGGAGAAGUUGCGCAUCGCAGAGGAGACGAUUGAGAACCACCACGUGCGUAAGGUAUCCAACCAUCUCUCGGGCGAUGCCCUGAGGCCACGCUCGCCGGUCUCCGAGGCAUCGACCACAGCAACCACCGUCUCCUCGCCCACAGCUGCUUCGACCCCACCACACUCGAAAGCAGAUGGCCUACACACGGACGCGACUCCUCCUUCGCCACCGCUGUCCGACGCACCGAUCACGACUAGAUACGUACCCUCGACGCCCAUGCCCAAGCGAAAGAACUCCGCGAUCCAAGCUCCCUGCGCCAACUACGACCCCACCGCGAGCCAGCCCCCGAAACGGCAGUGCCAUGGGACACCACGUGCCAAGCACUGUUACAUUGAGGAGCGGCAGAAAGCGCAGCUCCCACGCAUCAGCGGGCUCGUCAGUCCCUGGCGCCUACGAGUCGGGUGUAAGCCGGCUGUCAUUCGGCAUGUCGACCUCGUCGCGCGAGCCCACCAGCAGCAGACCUGCCAGCCGAGCAUCCAUGUCGUCGCAGUCAGCAAUACAGCGGCCGGCAAGCAGAAGCAGCACCCGAACGCCACUCGGACAUUAUUCGUCUUCGUCCAUCAGCGGAACGGAGCCCCGGAUGCCAAGGCCAAGGAGCUCUAUGAGCGGUCAUGGCCAUUCGCAUUCGCUCUCAAUGUCGCGGCGGGAUACAGACGCCAACAGCGACGGAAGCGGCGUCUCAACACCAAUGGGCAGGCGACUUACACUGGAGAAGACAGGCAUACCUACACCAAGCGGGAUCCCAAGGCGUCAGAGUGCAGGACGCAGGGCAAGCAACAACAUGGACAACGGAGACAUGGCGCCUCCUGCUCGGCCACGAAAGAUGUCGACGCAGGCGGAAGAAGAAUCAUACUAGGAAGGAACGGCGCAUUGGUAGGAAGUUAA